CUUCUAUCCGAAGCGUACUUCCUCUAUAAAUACCGAAAAUGGAAGAGGAAGAAGAAGAGUUGCAGUUGGCGAGGCACAUGGUCAAUAGGAGGCGACGUGCACGCAAUGAGCGUCGUCAUGGUGGUUCGAUUCUAGGGCGUGUUAGGAUUCAUCGUGAUCACAUGAGCGGCGAUGCAAGAAUCUGAGCGGACUACUUUGGAGCGAACCCUGUGUACAUGGAUGCUCAAUUUCGUCGGAGGUUCCGCAUGCGUCGCCAUGUCUUUGAGCGCCUUGUUGAUGUUGUGCAACAAGUGGAUCCUUAUUUUAUUCAGCGUCCAAAUUGUGCGGGUGAGAUUGGUCUUUCUGCUCUACAGAAAGUUGUUGCUGCUGUUCGAAUCCUUGCUUACGGUAUUCCGGCUGAUGCCGUUGACGAAUACGUACGCAUUGGGGAAUCUACUGCUCAUGAGGCAUUGAAACACUUUUGCACGGCCGUCCAAACCGCGUUUGCUCCGUAUUAUCUUCGUGCACCAAAUGCAGAAGAUAUCGCACGCCUUCUCCAAGUUGGCGAGUCACGUGGGUUUCCUGGUAUGCUUGGUAGUGUUGAUUGCAUGCAUUGGGAGUGGCGUAACUGCGGAGUGCUGGCAGACACAACUCAAGGUUCAAUGGAAGAGCGCAACGACUUCGUCAAUCAAAGGUACAACCAACUGAAAGACCGCAACAAAUAUACUCAGCUUCAGGUAGAUCUGAUACACCAUCACUGGGCGCGACAUGGAGCCGGAGUGGCAUAGGAUGCAAUGAAACAAGUUCUGUCAUGGCUGUUAUUAUCUACUGUCGAACUGUCUUUGUUUACUUUACAUUGUAGUACUGUCUGUGUUAGUGUCAUGUCUGUUCUUAUCAAGUGUGUGUACUGUCUGUCUUAGUGUCGAACUGUCGUAGUGUCUCAUGGUGCUGUUUGAAUUCAAUAACAAGGAGUACUACUGUCAUGCAA
Molecule: messenger RNA, 967 nt
Organism: Zea mays
Lineage: Eukaryota; Viridiplantae; Streptophyta; Magnoliopsida; Poales; Poaceae
Exons: 3
Coding region: 216-767 (183 amino acids)
Source: RefSeq, a predicted model, not a curated record